Daphnia magna is the source of this 5152-nucleotide messenger RNA. RefSeq names its product spidroin-2. Lineage: Eukaryota; Metazoa; Arthropoda; Branchiopoda; Diplostraca; Daphniidae. Bases 1573 to 4806 code for a protein of 1077 amino acids. The record is from RefSeq and is a predicted model, not a curated record. The transcript is spliced from 7 exons.
UCUACGAUUUCUCUUUUGAACUCUUGUCAGCUUUUGGAGACAAAUAGUUUUACAUGAUUAGAUGCAACGGUUGCUUGUAGCAGCUAACGGUUGGCGUUACAAAUCAGUUAACAUUUAUCUUGCUGGCCGUUGAAAGUAGAUUACAAAUUCUUAGGGCAAUUUCGUUGUAAGAUGUGGAGAAAAAAAAAGGGAAAUCUGAUGGUACCAUUUGGAUAGUAAAACUAUUUGAGAAUCAUUCGCUUUGAACGGACAGCAAUCGAUUGGUGAGAAAUGGAUCACGUUCAGAUUUUCAUUUUUUCCCAGCUUGAUUUAGGUAUCGAAUUACCAUCAACAUCCAACCGUUAUUCCCGAUUCCUUUUGUUGUUCUUUUUGUUUGGAAAGCGAAUCCUGUUUGAUGUAUUUCACGAGCACGUUUCGACACUUGUGCAAUUCAAGAGAAAGCAAACUGCAGCCAUAUUUUAAGUCAUACUUAAGGACGACAUUUCUAAACAUCAUCUUCUACGUCGUAAUUGGCCACGAGUUUUUGUCCUUUCCAUCUCGUGUUUUGUUUAGGGGGGAAAGCCAUAAACCAAAACUAUACUUGAACGGAGGUAUUUAAUAAAAGUGCUCUGUCGUGCGUAAAGUGGGCUCAUCGAAUGUUGAAUACGCCACACAAAAAAAGGCCAAAUAUCGAAUGAAAAAUGCUGCCUCGUGUGACCCUCUUUGCUUUUGAAGAUGAUCUGGUAACAUUCACGUUCGUCGAGCCUAAACUGGGUGCACUAAACACCCCAGCACCGUCAAAAGUUGCAGUGUGAUAUAUGUUUGGUCAUCCAGUGAGAAACGGUUGUUUGUGCUCUCUGAAUCCACCGUGAUGACAAACACAAAAAUUGAACGAGUCCGGCCAUUUGACUGAAGAAAAAAAAAAAAGACGUUCCGUAGAAAAGAUGGAAACAAAUGUGAAAUCUCAUCGUACGAAAUCCGUCCUCACUUUCUCGGGUACCAGGUGAAAGCGUUGAAAUCGCACAUCAUCCUAAUUCAAUUAGGUCUCUAUACAAACUAUUGAAGAACAUUUGAAACGGCCAAAGUGAGGCAAAGAAGUCGGCGUUCAGGAAGACAAAUCACGAACAAACAAAACGCUUCUCUUAAUUUUAAUUUUUUGCAUAAAUAGACCACCAUAAUGUUUUGAUCCUGUUUAACGGUUGUAUAGGUAGACCAUCAUUCAGCAUCAGCAGCCAAGCGUUUAAGCGGGUGAUGUAAUCUUUUCUCUUCUUAAAUCAUUUUUGGCCCGUUCCAAAAACUAUCGAACAAUAAACAGGUAAAGUAAAGAGCACCAACAAGUGGACGUUCCCAGGUGUGUGUGUGGUUGUGUCAUAUUUGCACGGGUCUUUUAGUUGUUGUGCUUAGGCGGCAUCACAUUUUAAGACCAACACAGACUCUCUCUCUCCUCCUCAUCUGAUUUUAUGGUGGCCUACAAACGAAAUUGUUGUAGAAGAGAAGAAAAGGUCCGGUGAAUUCUUUGGCGUUUCUAGGGACGAUGAAGAAAGAAAGAAGAACAACAAAAGUGGACGAGAUUCGGCUGGCGUAUAUAAAGCCAUGGGUAGCAGUCAUCGUAGUCAUCAUUCGUUCAUUGCUCGUCUUCUGCUGAUGUUGUUAGCUUGUGCCAAUCAUCCAGCGGAGAUCCAAUAUAAUCAACGUAUCAUGUUCAAGUUCCUAGUGAUUGGCUGCUUCGUCUUGGCAGUCGUCCAUGGCUUCCAGCAGCAUCCGGAUUCCGGCCAUAGAAGAACAUCAAAGCGCAGCGUCGAAUCCCAAGGUACCCCGUUAUUUGGCGUAGGUCCAGACGGCGAUUUCGCCGAUCGAUCCGGAAGUUACGGCGGUGUGCAGCCAGCUGGUGGAGUCACUGGCGGCUACGGUGGACAAUCAUCCGCCGGAGGCGCAGAGUACGGAGGAUCGGCCAUCGGCCAGGCCACGGGCGCUGGCUACGAUUCAUCGCCAUCGUCGGCUGGCGCAUCACCGUCUUCAGGAUCCAGCGACGCAGGUUACGGAGGUCAGCCGUGGACUCCUGUUCAACAGUCUCCCGGCGGAUAUGGAGGAGGAGCAUCCAGCCAACAGCAAGGGGAUUUUUCGAGUGGCGGAGUGAGUUACGGAGUAGCCGAAGUGAUCACGGUGCCAAACAUUCCUGAACCCGCCGACAGCUACGGCGGUGCCGAACAAGGUUUUGCCGGAUCGCCCGCCUCGUCAGGUGCGGGAUACGGAGAUGCGGCGGCUGUAGGACCGUCCCCCGAUGAAGGAUAUGGCGCUCCUUUACCUCCUUCGUCGGAUGGUUACGGGGGAGGCUCUGCGUUAUUCGAAGAACCUUUGGCACCGGCCGAUGGGUACGGCGGAGCACCGCAACCUCUUUUCGCCCAACCUCAGAUUCAAUCUGGCGGCGGCGGAGGCGGUUACGGAGGUGGAUCCAGUUACGGCGGUAGCCCAUCGCAAGGACCCGCAGCCCCGUCAGGUUACGGAGGAACCGAAAGCCAACAAGGAGGAGGCGCGUACGGAUCGCAGCCGCAAAUUCAAGGACCUUCGCCUCCUGCCGGCGGCUACAGCGGCGGAUCGAGCCAACCAGAUGGCGGACAAUGGCAGGUACCAUCGGCUCCAUCAGGCGGCAGUUACGGAGCAGCAGGUCAACAAGGUCAGCAAGGAGGAGGAGGAUAUGGCGGAGCAGCACAAUCUCAGGCACCAGCCCAGGGAUCGUUUCCGUCUUCCGGCAGCUACGGAGGUGGAUCGAAUCAACAGGCGGCCGGAUUCCAACACGGUGGUCAGUCGCAAGGGCCAGUUCACGUGCCGACGACAGUCCCAUCUGGCGCAAAUUACGGUGGUGGAUCGAGCCAGCAAGGCGGCGGAGGUGGAGGUGGAGGCUACGGCAACGCAGGUCAACCGCAGGCCCCACUUGCAAGGCCUUCCAUUCCUUCCGGCGGUUACGGAGGUGGAUCGAGCCAAGGCUCAUCUGGCGCUGGUCACUCUUCAGCUCCCGUAGGCGGUUACGGAAGUGGAAGCCAACAAUCAGGUGGAUAUGCUCAGUCACAAGGAUCACAAGGAUCACCAGCUGCCGGUGGAGCUUACGGUGGCGGAAGCCAGCAGCCAGGAGGCGGAUACGGUGGCGGAAGUCAGCAACCAGGAGGCGGAUACGGUGGCGGAAGUCAGCAGCCAGGAGGCGGAUACGGUGGCGGAAGCCAACAGCCAGGAGGCGGAUACGGUGGCGGAAGUCAGCAGCCAGGAGGCGGAUACGGCGGCGGAAGCCAACAACUAGGAGGCGGUGGCGGAUACGGCGGCGGAAGUCAACAGCCAGGAGGCGGCGGCGGCGGAUACGGUGCUCCAUCGCAAGCACCGAUUCCUUCAGCUCCAUCUGUUGGAAGUUACGGUGGCGGAAGUCAAUCAGGAGGCGGAUACAAUGCUGGUCAAUCGCAGAUAUCUGCACAGAGACCUUCAGCUCCUUCCGGUGGAUACGGAGGUGGAUCGAGCCAGCAGUCAGGCGGAUACGGAGGUGGAUCGAGCCAGCAGGCAGGUGGAUACGGAGGUGGAUCGAGCCAGCAGUCAGGCGGAUACGGAGGUGGAUCGAGCCAGCAGGCAGGUGGAUACGGAGGUGGAUCGAGUCAGCAGUCAGGUGGAUACGGAGGUGGAUACGGAGGUGGAUCGAGUCAGCAGGCAGGUGGAUACGCUGGCGGAUCGCAAGGUCAACAUGGAGCUGGAUUUGGUGGUGGCGCCUCGUCGCAAAGACCAUCAGCUCCAUCUGGCGGCAAUUAUGGCAGCCAACCAGGCGGAAGCGGAUAUGGUGGAAAUCAACAGCCUCAAGGUGCAGCACAGAGACCAGUGGCUCCUUCCGGUGGUUAUGGAGGUUCUGGAUCUCAAGGGGCUCUAGGUGGAGGCGGAUACAGCCAGUCGCAAGGAUCUGUUCAGGCGCAAAGACCUUCACUUCCUGGAGGGGGCGGCUACGGCGGAGCACCUAGCCAGCCAGCAGGUGGAUACGGUGGGUCGCAAUCGCAAGGAGCUAUCCAGCGACCGUCAGUUCCAUCUAGCGGAUACGGUGGCAUCCAAUCCCAAGGAGCAGUUCAGAGACCAGCAUCAUCAGCUGGUGGUGCCAAUUACGGCGGCCCAUCGCAAAUAUCCAGCCAAAGACCAUCGGCUCCAUCCGGAGGCGGUUACCCUGUCCCGACACCAGGAGCAGCAGCGCAAAGGCCUUCUGCUCCUUCCGGCGGCUACGGUGGCGCCAGUCAACAAGGCGGCGGAUACGCCGCUGUGGCGCAACGACCCGUUCAACGACCUUCAGUUCCGUCGGGAGGAAAUUACGGCGGUGGAGGCGGUCAGCAAGGAGGCGGAUACGGUGGUCAACUUCAAAGACCAGCGGCCCCAAGACCAUCAGCGCCAUCAGGCGGUAGUUAUGGCGGCGGUAGCCAACAAGGAGGUGGAUACGGCGGUGCUGCGGCCCAAAUUCAGCGACCUUCUUCCGGAUCUAGUUAUGGCGGCGGCGGUGGAGGAGCAGCAGCUCCACGUCCUGCUCCACGUCCUUCCGCUGGAUACGGAGGAGGAGUUUCAACAAACUUCAUCGCCAUCGCACCAGCUCCUUCCGGUGGAGGCGGUUACGGCGGUGGAUCACAGUCUCGUCCAUCAGCUGCUAGUGGAUCCAGUUACGGAGCAUCAUCUCACGUCGCAGUUCAAGUAGCUCCAUCUAGAGGAAAGGCCACAGCAGGUGCAGUUGGUUACAGUUUCCUGCCUCCCGCCACAGUUUCCCUGGACGCUCCGUUCGUCCCAUCGGCCCUCAUUUCGUCCAGCGGAUACGGUCGCUAAUUUGAAGUGUGUCAUUGGAAGUCAUCAUCUUCUGUCGAAUGAAUAUUCUUUACCUGCUGAUUUUAAAAAUCGACUUCUCAUCAAGCUAAUGUCCUUUGUGCAUCAUCGCUCCACUUCCUCUUCCGUCUCCAUGUCUCUCAACUGGCAGCGUUUGUCUCGUCAGUUUCUGGCCGACGUGACGAGUCAACGGCACCUUUACGACAUACGAAAAAACAUUGAGCACAAUUAUUUUUAAGCACCCGCAGAUUCGAUUAGUCGAUUCAAAAACUAAAAUCGAUCGCCCUCAUUGAUGUGUGUAUCAUUUUCCUACGGUUCUACGUCACAAUACAAACGACAUUCGAAAACA